UACAAAUGUAUGUUUACGCUCGAUUUCAAACCUAGAUCUCUUUAUCUUUGCCUAAGUUAAGUAGGAUAAUAUUUUGCCUUCGCAUUAUCAGUGAGACGAGAUGACAUAGUAGCUAUGUUGGCCAUACUCGUCUGGGAUAAAUAGUGCCAAAAUUGGUAAAAAAAACGAUGCUCAGAGGCUUUAAUACGAUAUUCUGGUUGACCCAUUGCUUUAUGUGGUCUCAGAAGCUGCUUUUAAAUCCGUUGGCUAUAGUUGAGCUGAGUUCCCCGUCAGUUUACGGAAAGUCACGGUACUCUCGAAUAUCGUUGACGGUACUUCCCGGUAUUUCUCGCAAGAAGUUCCGUUUCCACGAAAUUCUCAAAACUGCUCGCGAACGCUCAACAAAUGCUGAACAAGACGAACGCUUUGUUGAGAUGCGAUGGUUUAACAUUGAGCCGAACUCGACCAUCGCGCUUUACGGCCAUCCGCCAGAGUACAAUAUCACUAACAUGCUCGAAAGGGUCUCAUCCACGGACCAGUCAUCUGGCUACUACAUAACGAACAUUACUAUGCCUCGACUACAAUGUGAUACUCCGUUUGUACUUAAUAAUAACUGUAUCUAUUUUUGGAUCGCUGUCCUCGAUACAAAAAUGCGUAUCAUGGAGGUCGACUGUUUCCGUGGUUUCCCGUUCUGGAUGUACGAAGCCCGUGAGUUUCUGAGCAACGUUGAGAUUCGGCGUGCAUUUAUACCCGGCACACACAAUUCGGGAACGUAUGAUUACUACGACGGUGGCACGGUCCAUGCGCGGGUGACCCAGUACGUCGAGUGUCAAGACGAGAGUGUAUUCAAUCAGCUAUUCUAUGGCGCGCGUUAUAUUGAACUUCGGGCGUCGUUUUCGCCUAAACGACGACAGGCACGCCCUGCUAACAUCGUCUGCAUAGACCAAGAAAAUGAUAAUGCAAACGGUAGCAAUAACGUUUUGAAUGACAUGUAUAGAGAGGAACGCGGUUUGGAUUGUCGAACAGCUACAUUCUGGAGCGUUCAUGGCUCGUUCGUGACAACAUCAUCAUUCGAUCAGAUCGCCCGAGACAUUCGUCGAUUUUUGGAAGCUACCAAAGAAAUCGUGUUAAUUGAUUUACAUAAAUUUAAAAUCUCUGGAAAGUGGUGGUGGACGACAGAUCUUCAUCUCGAACUUUGGCGGCUUCUUUCUAGUGAACUAGGUGAGUUUAUGGCACCGUUCAAAGAAGAUGUCACUUUCGGCGAGCUAUGGGAAUCAAAUAAACGCCUCAUUGUGUCCACAGCCCAUCCGGUGCCAGAUGUUAGCCCAUGUAUAUGGCCAUCGUUUUUGCACAUCUGGGCAAAUACCGAUCGACUAUCGCAGCUUGAGCUAUUUCUCGACGCGCGUCUCUGCGCUGAAGUCCAAAACAGCAAACGUAUUACGGUCGCCAAGGGUCAGCUAACUCCACGUUUGGGCUUGAAAAUGCUACGAAACACCUUGCGCAAUCGCGGUGGGGUUCGUUCUUUCACGCCGGGCACUAAUCGCGUAAUGGACAGGCUGUAUCGAAAUAAAUUGGCAUGCGCGAACGUAGUAGCCGUUGACUAUCUGCUUAGCUCAGACGUGGUUCGCAUGUUAUUCACACAGUACCUUCGGAAUCGGAUCGUUUCGAAACCUGAUCGGAUCGUUUCGAAACCUGAAGUUUUGAAACUGAAGAGCUCUGAACGAAAAAGGAAAAACGGCUUAUAAGCAAAGCACUGGGCGUUUAUAAACAUGAAUUAUGAAUGAGGUGAGGGUACCCUUUAUUCCUGAAAUCAUGACUAAAUUUUAACGUUUGUAGUAUCGAUUUCUUCCUAUUCACUGAUUUCUCGUACAUGAUAUAUACCCUACAUGGAUAAUAGGUCUUACCUAAUACUGUCCUAUUACCUGUUCCAAUCCGACCUAAACAGGGUGAGUUCGGGCUGUGAUAUUAUUCUAUUACUUGUUUCAAUCUAACCUAGCGCGGAAUUCUAAAGCCAAACUCGUGGUUACGCUAAAUACCGCCAUUGGAGCUGUCAUUUUUGUUCUUUGUAAUUUCCUCGCAUCAUUGCUCCCACCAUAUUGUUUAGUGGACUCUGGUAAAUCUGAGCUAUUAAUUUUUAAAAAUUCGAUUGCAAUACUUCGGAUACUCCGUUACCUUUUUUGUAAUUUCGUUUUACGUUAUCUAAAUAUUUUCUCCACUAAUUAGUAAGAAUUCAUCAUAAAAAAAACCAUCCCUGCAAGUUCACUCAAGCAAUAUUUGGUAAUAUCAGUGCUGAACCAAAGGGUGUGGCGAGUGGAAGUCCCCCAGGAUUAAACGAACACCUUAACGGAGAAAUUUGGUCUGUGUAAUGCAUUAGCUCUUCACCUCCCCAGAAACAAAGAUACGACUCGUUCUGUUACUGAGAAGCAGCUGUCCGAUACCCCUCGUCUACUAUCGAUGUCAAUGAUCCAGUUGUUAUUGCUAAUGGGUCGCAACGAUGCUUCCGUUGACGGGCUAGCUCUUUGUGGGGAGCCAAAAAUAAGACCUCUUACGCUUAUUGUAAUGCUUGGUCGAUUAAAAUAUUUGUUAUACAAGCAAUGAAGUUUCGAAUCGUUACGUACAGCUUGCCCCUCAAAUACCACCUUCGUUUCUGUGACAGAAACAUUUUCUGGCGUGUAGAACGUAGGGACUACAAGAAAAAACUCGUUUUUUUUUAAAAAAAUCCAAUAUUGUGUGCAUUCUGUAGCACUCGAAAAACUAAGUACACUUCUAUAUCAUAUAUAUAUAUAUAUAUAUAUAUAUAUAUAUAUGUGUAUAUCGUCGAAAGCAAUUUGUGAGCUAAACUUGGCAGAAAUAAUCUACAUAAUACAAAUCAUUAAUGAUUUUAAAAUGUUACGAAGAAUGUGUGUGGAAAAUGAGAAAAAGAUGCGCAUUUUCUGUCUUGGAAGGUACAUAAUGCAUCCAUUUAAAGGCUCGAAUUUUUGUAGAUUUCGAAGGAAAUAGUCCUUAUGAAGCAUUUUACCUCAUAACAUCGUAUUGUCUGCACCUCAAGUGUAUGCGUAAGCCCUAUACAAUUUUGUUAAGACUUUAGCAACAGAAAUGCUUUUAAAUUUCAUCGUUUAUUAUGUAGCCCAUUAUUUUCGAGGGCAUCUGUAUAAAAGAGGAAUGAAUGUACUAAUCUGAUGGUUUAUAAUUUAAUUCUGCGAAUUGUAAAUGUAUGUGCCAGGUAAACUAAUCAAACCAGCCCGUUCCAACUUCCAGAAAGUCGACUCUCCAAAGCACCAUGUGAUUGUUACUAUUUUUACCACAAAGGCCGUCUGAUAUAGGUAUCUUGAACAUAUAGAAAAAAAUUUUCCUCGCUGACUGAGCAAGUGAGGUGACUCAUCGAAGGAUCGCAGAAGACACCCACGUAGAAUAAAAUCUUUAGCUGCGACAGUGAAACUGGUCUCGUAAUAUAAACUAGGAUGUUCACGCUAUUCUUGCAUGAGAUCAUAAUUCAGCCUUAAUUAAGCAUUCAGUACCUGUUAUACAUUGCACUAAUGAUACGCCAGACACCUUACCAAUUCGGAGAAUGCGUGCUUGUCUUCAGCAAAAACGUUUCCUUCAAUAACAGGUAAUGGAAUAUUUAGUGUGACAAAAGAAAUGCACAUCUUGUAAAAGCAAUGUAAUAACACAAUUUGACAUUUCACGCUUCUUUCAUUACGGUUUGUCCGUAAAGUUGAACAUUGUCGAGGCAGUAAUUCGGUAAGCUUCUAUUGUAUAAUAAACUGAAGUGAUCUAAAGGACGAAGGCUUGAUUCUCAUUUCUGCGAUGUUUGAACCAGCACCUUUAAAGCUUCAUACCUGCAUAGCUGCAUUUACUAGGGGAAAUUAGUUAAGUUACCGCUUGUCUUUGUAAUCGUUUAUGAAAAAAGUUCUUCCUGCGUAGUGUUACUUGAAAAUCAACGAGCUGAUUAUUCAGCCUGAAAUAUUAUUGAAAUUGCUUUCGAAGAUAGUUGAAAAAACAUGUUUUAUGAAAACUAUUUAUGUCGCCUUUAGAUGACCUAUGGUUUGAAGAGGCCAAGUGUCUACGAAUGUAAUAUAGGUUAGCUAGUAGUUGGACACAGCUAGAACGAUGAAAAAGACGACGCAUAAUUUAACCCAACAAUUGCACACAGUUUAUCUUCUCUAAUAUAUAUAGUCUUACCGCUCUCAUUGUAGUUCUUUUAUUCGUAUAUAUAUAUAUAUAUGUAUAUAUAUAUAUAUAUAUAUAUAUAUAUAUAUAUAGCAUUACGUAGAAUAGUAUUUCCCAUGAAGACCGUUGUUAUCAAAAUUUCUACUAGGCUUUCUAAGUUCCAUCAUUCUUUAUUGUCCUCAUCGGCCUCGUUCUGUUCCGUCAUUGUUUCUGCGUUUCUUGUUAUUGCCCCGUUUUUGCUGUUGUUUUUGUUAUUGUUAGUAUCAUAAAUUCUAUUCUAAUAAUUAGUUCCAUCAUCCCCACCAUCGCCAUUAUAGUUGUUGAUGGUAUUAUUCGCACGUUAAAUUAUACUUUCAUCUUAAAUAUUUCACGCCUAUGGGACAGUUUGCACGGUAUACCCCAACUUUCACAAUUCACGUCGACUGCUCAUCGUGUCUGUUUACUCUUCAUUAUUUGUCGUCUGUCUUCUAGUUGCAUUAAGUGUCUUUAUAUCGCAGUGUUUUGUUAUUAUAUUUGUUAUAAUCAUAAUAGUAUGAUAUAUCAAUAUACAUUCGCUUCUAUUAUGCUGUCCUACAAGACCAAAAUUGGUGAUUUUUGUUACUUUCGUUCUCCUGCUCAGUUUCCUCUAUAGAGAAAACUGGCCCUUUAGAACACAUUCAGUCACGGUUUGCUCCCUCUCUGGGGAUCGGUACAUUAGAGAUAUGUCACACAUACCGUAUUCUAAUAUUCACCAGUAGACCAAAGUAACCUUCCAGGUUUUACGUUGCAACUUACCUAUAAAACUAAACGCAUAUAUGAUGUCUCAGUAGGAUCGUGCGCAAUAAUCCGUACAUUUCAACUUGAAAUUCAAUAAAUUGGAUAACACAACAAGGAAUUUGUAGCAAGUAAAAACAAAUGACAUUUUCGUGCAGUAUGUAUAGCUGUUGCUACAAAAGUUGAACGCAAUACGUUGGGUAUUAUAGGUGCAGCAGAAAAAUUAUCGUUGUUGUUGUUGUUGUUGGCUGAAGCGGUAUCGUUCGUUCUUCAUUUGAGUUACAAUUAUUGUUGAUUUUUUUCCAUACUUUGGCCCUUACAUUUUCUUUUUUGACUCGAUUCCAAUCGAAUGUUUGAAGACUGUGAAGAUUAAGAGGACGUCUUUCCUCCCCAUAUAAAACCGUUUGUCGAAGUACAACUUGAAAAAACCAGUCGUUCAUCUACCAUACAGACACAUCAUUUAAAUAAAUAGUGUUUCUUAUUAGUAAGCCAAUGAAUAUCUUUUGUUUUAUUGUUAUUGUUGCUAUUUUAGCCGAGACAUUGCACAGUUAUACGUAACUAGUUUAGUAGAAAAACGAAAAGCUUGACCUAAUUUUCGCGAAAUGAAAGGUAAUGAUGCCCGAUCAACUAACAACCCUAAGGGGUUAGUGUACAUGUCAAUACUACCAUUAUCAAUUAUAAGUCAAAUCCUUGAAUAGAGAAACACGCCGGUUACAGAAAUUUAAGUGAUCGUCUAUACGAUUAUUUAGUGGUAAUAACAGUAUCUUACACUUGAAAAGUACACCGGAAUACGUACACACGGAGCGGGGGGAUGCAUAUAUGUGGAAUUAUAGAAUUCAUCGCCUUCAGAAGCUAGCAUUGCGAUGUAUCUGGCUUUGUUUUUCUCCUGUGUCAUAUGGUGUCGCUUUCUUCUACGUCUUUCUAUUUAAAGAAUAUUAUUAAUAAAUACAUAAUAUAAUACAUACGAGAGGCUCGGAAUCAUGGUAAAGGUAGUUUAUAGCAUCGUAGUCGAACGUGAUAGCCAGCCUUUGGCUCGUUAUCUGUCUGUAUCUUGUCUUUCUUCUUUUCAUUUCCCAUAACUCUGAAGCAUGGAACAAAAAAUACAAGUCACGAGCUCAUCGAAUGCGGAUGCGUUUCGAACGCCCUCAUAUACUCAUAGAUACACAUAUUCUAUAUAUAUAUAUAUAUAUUGUUUAUGAUUAAUUUGUGGGUAAGUGAGUUCGCAUGAUACCGGAUCCAGGGGCAUUGUGGGGGUCUGCGACAUAGGGCAUAGCAUUGGAAACGCUCGUAUUCAAAGAUAAACAGAGUUGCUCUAUCCUACCAUAUACUGCGGCAAACAGACACCGCAGUCAAACAUACAGCCUCUCAGCACGAUCUCAAUCACAUCCGUUUGGGACGCGCGGCAAGCGAUGAGACUUUUGGUUUCAGUCAAUGUGUAACGCAAUGCGCAGUCGGUCCUCAUCCGUUAGUCAUAUUCACUCGGUUUGAUUCUAUUUUUUUUUUUUGUUUUUAGGACGGCGUCACAUUACUGACUCUGUUAGAUUGCUAUUAUGUCAUUGGCAAUAGCUUAUCAUCGUUCAUAGAUUUUAAUAAUGAUUGGUAGUGACAGCUGUCC
Varroa destructor (honeybee mite) is the source of this 6517-nucleotide messenger RNA. RefSeq lists its product as uncharacterized. Gene Ontology annotation, biological process: lipid metabolic process. The record is from RefSeq and is a predicted model, not a curated record. Gene Ontology annotation, molecular function: phosphoric diester hydrolase activity. Lineage: Eukaryota; Metazoa; Arthropoda; Arachnida; Mesostigmata; Varroidae.